AUGGUUACUGCCGCCGAUUCGUACAUAUCAAUAGCUACCUUGUCCACAUCAGCAUCAGCGCCCGUCGCCAUAUCCAUCGCAGAGUUGGAAUCUCAAUCAAUCUUUUAUUAUGAAUCGAUAUACACUUAUCUGGCUCUGUGUUCUCCGUUCAUGCAGACACCUGCUUCUCAAAAUGAGCAAUUAGCAGCGUUGUCUGCACAGCAGUUUUUGGGAUUUGCAAUGGACAUGGUUGAUGAAUGUACUCGCAGGACAGUCAACAAUACCAAUGUUCCUUUUUUGCUGAUUCGACCAGAUCUGCCACAAACUCGUAACCAAGCUCGGCAAAAACUGGGCACAAUGUCACUUGCGGUAUUUCAGAAUUUUGCCGCAAGCAUACUUUUGGAAUUGGGUCGUAGAUUUCCCAAAGCGGUACAGAAUUGCAAAGCGGUGCACCCUUCUAUUGAGCCUUCAAGACAAAGCCCACAGCUGUCAAUGAAGUUUUACCAAUCGCCUACAUUGAGCCAUGAUACUCCGCCCUAUAAUAUCAACACGCAUAAUCGUACAUAUGGAUCUUGGGAAAGACCAGGCGCUGGCAACUCCAAUCGAUCACAUGAAUCGUGGAGAAAAUCUGAUACAAACAGCUUUGAUCUGUUGACAAGUCGUCAUUCCGUGAUUUUAUCAAAUCCGGAUUCGGCUAGACGAGGUCAAUCUCCAGCUGCUUUGGGGUUUGAUUGGCAAUCUCAAAACCCAACUCCCGUGGUAUCACCCACUAGUUCUAUGGGAAGUUAUCCUGAAAGUCCUAUACUUGCUCGUCGUACAGCCACUGUCAAUACUCCUUAUCGCCAAACCUCAUCCAAUUACAGACAGCAACUACCUUCUCCCGUAUCUUUGUCUGCCGUGCCAAGUCCUACUUCAGAUAUGGAAUUGGAUGCUUAUUUGAAUAAUAUUAGCGCACAUUUAAAAUCAGAGUUUCUGGACGAUAGCUCGACUUUUUCGGCUAGACCUAGACGCUCUACCAAUUAUAGUACAUCUCGAUCAAGUAGUCAACGCCCAGCAUAUCACAGGCCUCUACACAGUGAUGAAGCACCGCGGAAAACCUCCGUUCAAGAGUAUGGAGCACCUUCAAAUAACAUGAACCCCAUGAAAUCUCCAGCCCUUUCUAUCGAUGUCCCAUCUAAAUCGGCUAGACGUAAAGAUAGCAUUCAAUCUGGCUCGACCGUCACAGCAGUCAGGCCAGAAAUAUUAUUAGUAAGUAUGCAGACUCAUAUAGCUGAACUCAUGGUUUCUGUAAGGACCUCUGCAAUUUCUUCUUGGUUUGCACCACUCCGUUCUAUUCUCAUUAUCUGUCGCGAUAUCACAGCGGAGGCCGAACACUAUUUGACCAUGCCGCUUGCCGUGGACACACUCAAACGACUAGAAAAUACAACUACAAAUGUAGGGACGUGUAGCAAGAUGUUGAUGAAAAUUGCAAAGCAGUUUACCAAUACUCCAUUGACAACAUGCAGUCAAGAAUUGUUUGAAUCAACCACAAAUAACCUUGCCAUUGCAUUUCGUGCACUUGUAUCUGCGUUAAGAAUGACUAUGAAUGGAUUAAAUCAUUUAUCUGGUCAAUCAGAAAGUAAUGCAUCUGGGCGUGCAAUUAGCCCAUUAAUCGCCACGUUUGACAGCAUGUCAAUAUCUUUGCCAGCUUCAAACACCAACGUGCUCUCCACAAGUGCACCCACUCGAUCAUCUCCUUUUCUAUCCUAUGCACACAAAAACAUAAAAGCCUAUCCUCACAAGUCGUCACUCUCCAACUCAAGCAAUACGUACGAAGACAGUGAGAGUGGCUCUGUACGCUCUACCUCAGGAAGUAAAAAUACUUACACCAGUGUUUCGGCCGUUCCACCUAAACCUAGCUUGGUACACACCAACCGCCAUCAAAUCAAAAGCGCUCGACUUUCUGUUGAAGACGUGACAGAUCGCGUUGCUCGAGCUAUACAAGAUUUGCUCAACACGAUCCGAGAAAACGAUGCUGACAGCAACACAAUCCACAGUCUCAUUUUGGUUGUUAUUGGUCAUACAAACACUUUGGUGCUUCAAACUGAACACAUUGGACGAAUUGUGGUUGUGUUGGCAGAGGCAAUGGGAUCGUUACGACAGGCGCUGGUUGGAUUAUGCAUGUCGCUAAGAGGUCUGGGCGAAAAAAUUCAAUUUGCGCCUUAUAAUCGUGAUUUGAGGCAGCAGAUUGCCAACACUGCGUAUGAUGUGGCCAAGCAUGCUAAACUGCUACUUCAAGAAUUACAAUGA
Molecule: messenger RNA, 2268 nt
Organism: Batrachochytrium dendrobatidis JAM81
Lineage: Eukaryota; Fungi; Chytridiomycota; Chytridiomycetes; Rhizophydiales
Exons: 5
Coding region: 1-2268 (755 amino acids)
Molecular function (GO): MAP kinase scaffold activity
Source: RefSeq, a predicted model, not a curated record